Molecule: messenger RNA, 2750 nt
Organism: Vombatus ursinus (common wombat)
Lineage: Eukaryota; Metazoa; Chordata; Mammalia; Diprotodontia; Vombatidae
Gene: CPNE9
Product: copine family member 9
Exons: 22
Coding region: 724-2460 (578 amino acids)
Biological process (GO): cellular response to calcium ion
Cellular component (GO): plasma membrane
Molecular function (GO): calcium-dependent phospholipid binding
Source: RefSeq, a predicted model, not a curated record
UGGAACCAAGGGUUUUUCCCCUCACCUUGUUCUUGUUCAUGGUCCUGUUUGGCAGUAGUCCCUGCUCAUCCUUCCCUUUCCAUCCUAGAUUAACCACUGGCUGGCGUGGAGAUCCCCAGCUGCCUCAGCCUUAGCUUUGAGUUCAGUUUGAAUGUAACAUUUGGACUUGGCCAGAGGAGAGCUCUUCUUCCUAUUGAGGUGCAGCAGGAGAGGUCAUUGGCUGCCACUCGGGCAAGUGACUUCCCUCUGGGCCCCGUAUCCUCUCAGGCGAAACAAAAACGCUGACCUCGAUUGCUGAGAUUCCUUUCAGCUUUCACAGCCUGUCGUCCUCAUCUAGAGAGUGUGUGUUGGGUGGGCAGGCAGGCCUGGACCUUCUGGGAUUCCAGGAUCACGAUGCCAACUCCUUAAAAUCAGGGGAGAUAGGACACUGCCUGAGUUUGCUGCUGCCUGCCUUUGGGAACUGGGAGGAGGAGCAGCUAGGUUACAACUCCACAAUGUCUGGGAAGGAAGCAGAGGCCUGGCCUGGGACCCGAGGGGCUUGUGAAGUAUCUGUUACCAAUUAGGAGUGUGGCUUUUGGCAAGUCCACUAAACCUGUGCCGGUUUCCUCAUCUGUAAGGAGGUUGGGAGAAGCUGCUUAAGGUCUCUCCAGCUCCAGCAGUGCAGGAAUUCCCCAGAGACGCCAAGAUCACCGAAGAAAACCCAGACUUGCUGCUGCCCAAUGAAUGUCCGUACCGUUCAGCACCAGAGACAGCGUCUGGGACGGCUCUGCUCUGCUACUGGGGAAGGAGGAAGAGCUCCAAGCCAUGUCGUUUACUGGAACCUCAGACCGCAGCGUCCCGGCCACCAAGAUCGAAAUCACCGUCUCUUGCCGGAAUCUGCUGGAUCUCGACACCUUUUCCAAGUCCGACCCCAUGGUGGUGCUGUUCACUCAAACUAGAGCCAGCCAGGAGUGGCGGGAGUUCGGACGGACCGAGGUAAUCGACAACACGCUGAACCCGGACUUCCUACGUAAAUUUGUGCUGGAUUACUUCUUCGAGGAGAAACAGAACCUACGCUUCGACGUGUACAAUGUGGACUCCAAAACCAACAUCUCCAAACCGAAGGAUUUCUUGGGACAGGCAUUCCUAGCACUGGGAGAAGUGAUUGGAGGGCAGGGCAGCCGCGUGGAACGAGCACUCACGGGCGUACCCGGGAAAAAGUGUGGAACCAUUCUGCUGACCGCAGAGGAGCUCAGUAAUUGCCGGGACAUUGCCACAAUGCAGCUCUGUGCCAACAAGCUGGACAAGAAGGAUUUCUUUGGGAAGUCGGAUCCUUUCCUUGUCUUCUACCGGAGCAAUGAGGAUGGCACAUUCACCAUCUGCCACAAGACCGAGGUAGUGAAGAACACGUUGAAUCCCGUGUGGCAACCCUUCACCAUCCCUGUGCGGGCGCUAUGCAAUGGAGACUAUGACAGGACUGUGAAGAUAGAUGUAUAUGAUUGGGACCGGGAUGGAAGCCAUGACUUCAUUGGGGAAUUCACCACCAGUUACAGGGAGCUGACAAAGGCCCAAAGCCAGUUCACGGUGUAUGAGGUUCUCAACCCUAGGAAGAAAUGUAAGAAAAAGAAAUAUGUCAAUUCAGGGACGGUGACACUGCUCUCCUUCACUGUGGAUUCGGAAUUCACUUUUGUUGAUUAUAUCAAGGGCGGGACACAGCUCAACUUCACUGUGGCCAUAGAUUUCACAGCCUCCAAUGGGAACCCACUGCAACCCACAUCUCUACACUACAUGAGUCCCUACCAGCUCAGUGCUUAUGCCAUGGCACUCAAAGCCGUGGGAGAAAUCAUCCAGGACUACGACAGCGACAAGCUCUUCCCUGCUUAUGGUUUUGGAGCCAAGGUGCCCCCCGAGGGACGCAUCUCCCACCAGUUCCCUCUGAACAACAACUCUGAGGACCCAAACUGCGAGGGCAUUGAGGGUGUCCUGGAGAGUUACUUUCAGAGCCUUCGGACUGUCCAGCUCUAUGGCCCCACCUACUUUGCCCCAGUUAUUAACCAGGUGGCCCGGGCUGCGGCAAAGGUCUCUGAUGGUUCCCAGUACUACGUGUUGCUCAUUAUCACAGAUGGGGUGAUCUCAGACAUGACGCAGACCAAGGAGGCCAUUGUCAGUGCCUCUUCAUUGCCCAUGUCCAUCAUCAUUGUUGGGGUGGGGCCAGCCAUGUUUGAAGCAAUGGAAGAACUCGAUGGAGAUGAUGUCCGCGUGUCCUCUCGUGGGCGCUAUGCAGAGAGGGACAUUGUACAGUUUGUCCCAUUCCGAGACUACAUUGACCGCUCUGGGAACCAGGUGCUGAGCAUGGCGAGAUUGGCAAAAGACGUGCUGGCUGAGAUCCCGGAACAGCUGCUGUCAUACAUGCGCACCCAUGAUAUCCAGCCUCGGCCUGCCCCCAAUGCCAACCCCAGCCCCACCUCCUUGCAGCCCUGAGGGGCUGGCCUGCCUGCCCUACUGCUUCCUGUGUAGUCACUUAGAAGGCUGGGUUGAGCUGGGCUGGGCCCAGCUCCAGAUCCCAGAGCUGAGAGUGAAAGGGUCAGCCUCAUAUCAAGCUGCCCUCAGAAAAACCUACCUCCAGAUGGUGGGUGGGGCUGACUGAGAAAGGCAUGCCACACCCUUCCCCCAACCCCAACCCGUGCCAAGCAAGAAGGGUCCUGUGCCCUCAGCUGAGUCCAGCUACCACCAAAUCCUUAUGUCAAUAAUAAAGCUGAGCUUUACCCUCA